GCAUUCGCGCGGUGCUGCUCACAAUUUCGCCUGCAUCCGACGAGUGCAGAGGUGCACCAACGCCGGUACUUGGAGGGCCCAUCUGCGUGAGCGGCGCCUGUGGAGAGCGCGAAGGGAUCAUCUCGCGGCCCAACUGAUCGAUGACCCGCAUGGCGGAAAAUCAAUCUGGCGGAAUCUGCUGCAGUGGCAAAGCGGCGGCUUGGCCCGCGGCCCGCAGGCGAGAAGAUCGUCUGCUCCUUUUCGUUUUGACGAUGUAGCGGUACUUUGGUGGGUCCUGAAGCGAGGAAUAAACCUGCUCUUGUGCGUGGCAAGGCUAGUGACUGCGCCGAAACCCGUUUUAUACUUGGAUUUUCGUAUAAAAUGACAAUCAUCUGUGACAAUUAUUGCCGACAACAUUCGAGUUGAACUCGCUGUGCCUUAAAAACGCGGAUUUCCAAGGAAAACGCAGGUCAAUCUAAUCAUGCAGAAGGAGGGCAAAAAGGCGACCCUCGCGUCCCAGGAGACGCUCUCUACGUCGUCCGAGGUGAACGCAGAAGCCCCUGAGAAGACAAAAAAACAGUCGUCCGGAAUUGGAGAACCGAGUGUAUUCCAUGCUCUUGUGGUUAUUUUUCUUGAGUUCUUUGCGUGGGGGCUUCUGACUGUACCUAUCAUUGCUGUGCUAAAUGAUACGUUUCCCGAUCACACCUUCCUAAUGAACGGAUUAAUUAUGGGUAUCAAGGGUUUCCUCUCGUUCAUGAGCGCGCCCCUGAUUGGCGCCCUGUCCGACGUGUGGGGCCGAAAGUUUUUCCUGCUCAUCACCGUUUUCUUCACGUGUUCGCCUAUCCCGCUGAUGACCAUCAACACGUGGUGGUUUUUCGCCAUGAUCUCCAUCUCGGGCGUGUUUGCCGUCACCUUUUCAGUUGUCUUUGCUUAUGUGGCCGACGUGACCGAAGAGAGUGAGCGCAGUCUGGCCUAUGGACAGGUCUCUGCCACUUUUGCUGCAAGCAUGGUGAUUUCACCUGCCCUGGGUGCCUACUUAAUGGACAUGUACGGAGAAUCCGUGGUCGUUGCUCUGGCCACGGCCAUCGCGGUUUUAGACGUCUUUUUCAUUCUGGUCGCAGUGCCGGAAUCCUUGCCUGAAAAAAUAAGACCGUCGUCGUGGGGCGCCCCCAUCUCCUGGGAACAGGCAGACCCCUUUGCUGCACUUAAGAAAGUUCGCAAGGACCCGACUAUUUUAAUGUUAUGCGUGACAGUAUUUCUCUCGUACUUGCCCGAAGCUGGCCAAUACUCAUGUAUCUUCGUUUAUCUUAAAUUAGUGAUGGGAUUCAGUGUGGUCAUGGUGGCAAUAUUCAUUGCUGUAAUUGGCAUCCUCUCAGUUUGCGCCCAGCUGAUUCUUGGCUUCUUGAUGAGGGUGUUGGGCUCGAAGAAGACCAUCAUGGUAGGACUCUUCCUGGAAAUGCUGCAGCUCCUGUGGUACGGUCUUGGCUCACAAACUUGGAUGAUGUGGGCUGCAGGACUUUUGGCCUCGAUUUCCAGCAUCACCUACCCAGCUAUCAGCGCAUUUGUAUCCAUGCACACUGAUGCUGACAAGCAAGGUUUGGUGCAAGGAAUGGUCACUGGAAUGAGAGGGCUUUGCAAUGGUCUUGGCCCUGCUAUGUUUGGCGUCAUUUUUUACCUUUUCCACGUUGACUUGAAUGAAGUCAGCUCCCCUUCACCCAUCGCUUCAAACAUUUCACGCACUCCUGAAGUCCACUGGCGUCACUCGGAUCAGGCGUUGCCGGGUCCCCCUUUUGUUUUUGGAGCUGCCCUGGUGGUAUGCGCCCUUCUUGUUGCGUACUUCAUACCUGAGGGAAGUUCAAUGGGAAGUAACCUGCGCCCAACUGCAUCACGGAGACACUCAGGUUUGUCCGUGGAAAUACAGUACGAGUUGGAUAGGAAAAAGCAUGACACACCUGGACCUCAUUCACCACUAGUGGAGGACCCUGAUAUACUGUAAGAUUCUUCAUCUUGACACACAGACAUUACAGAUAACACAAAAACUAGUCCCCAGUUAAACUGUAUCUCUUUCAAAGUUACUUUUCGUGUAUGAUGAGUGUUCCUGCACUCUCCGCAAGAAAAAAAAACAAGGACGUUCCCUUGAAAGCCAAUGGUUACAUACAAUAUUAUUGUAAAUGUUUUAGAUAAUUGUAUAUAUAUCAUGUUAAACAAUAGUUUGUUUCGGAGGCGCACUAAAUAUAAAGAACUUGUAUUUUUUCAAAAGAACUCAUUAUUACUUGAUUUUUUUCUAAGACAUUGAUAACAGAGCAUUUCAUCAUGGCGCCUCCUUUAAAAUUUUGGCCGAUUAAGAGCUCGUAAUUAUGUUUUGUUUUUGAACCAGCUGACUCUUUUUAGCAGAUCAACUUACGUAGCAGGAAAGACAUUCUAUUGUAAUUGUGCAUUUAGAGCUGUUUCCAAUUCAGUUAGAUGCAGUUGUUAAAGUGGUUCUGCUCAUUUUAGCUAUGGAUGUGUUAUAGAUUUAUAGAGUAUUUAUAACAAAUCCAUGGUUUCAGCAGACCAGUCUGUGUCCUAUUGACCAUGUCUUUAGGUGUCAAAAAAUUUUAAGACAAAACAUUAGCACUUAAAUGUGAAAUACCAAAAUUUAGGAACCCAACCAGGUUUAUCAGUUAUGAUCUCAUAGAUGGAAGAUUGUGACAAGUAUAACCAUCAUGUAACCCAACCACUUUGUCAUGGUAGCGUGGGAAUUAAAAAAAAAACUUAUGGAAAUCUGUAGACUCC
Neocloeon triangulifer is the source of this 2754-nucleotide messenger RNA. Its product is annotated as hippocampus abundant transcript 1 protein. Lineage: Eukaryota; Metazoa; Arthropoda; Insecta; Ephemeroptera; Baetidae. The transcript is spliced from 11 exons. Gene Ontology annotation, molecular function: transmembrane transporter activity. Gene Ontology annotation, cellular component: membrane. The record is from RefSeq and is a predicted model, not a curated record. Gene Ontology annotation, biological process: transmembrane transport. Bases 461 to 1975 code for a protein of 504 amino acids.